UUCUGUUCCUGCAGGCCCACAGAGCUAUGCCCCUUAUCACUGCCCAGUCGUCCUUCUCCAAUCAAAGAGCUAGGUAGGGACUGAAUGCCAGUCAGGCCGGAUUUCUAUCACUGUGCCCUCAAGCAGCUUUUAAUACAAGACCUUUGCCAUUUAACAACACUGGAGUUACGAGCCUGGCUGUGGCAUCUGGGAUAAACCAGCAAGCAUUAGCAGUAACUAAGUGAGUGUGAAUUAGUUCUGAGAUAUCUUUGAUCAAUUAGUGAUCAAAUCUCAUUAACACUAGAAACAACUGCUUGGAGGAUCAGGAUCGAGGAUUCUGAACACACUACCCCUGCCUUGGCACAGCUGUUUUGGUUGAGUGGACAGGAGGCUGGACGUUUCAAUGGGGGGGUUCCUGACCCUUGUGGAGCCUGUAGUGAUUCUCAACAGCAUCGGAUCCUCCUUCUACGACACAGCCUUGACAUUGGCGAUCUACAGCCGCUGCAACGAGACUUCAGGCGGACAGAGUGACGAAGCCCAGACUCUUUCCUCUGACUUCUUCCGGGUGUACAGCAGUGUCGGCUCCCUGGUCUCCCUGCUGUCCACAGUGCCCCUGGGGAGGCUGGCAGACCGCAGAGGGCAGAAGGUCCUCCUGGUGGUUCCGCAGCUUGGAUCCAUCUUGGGCAAGUCCUUCCUGCUAUUCCUCAUUCUGUACCGGCUCCCUCUCUAUGUGCUCUAUGUGGGUGCCUGCCUGCAUGGCAUCUGUGGAGGAUCUCCCGCCUACUGGAGCGGUGUGGACUCCCUGGCUGCCAUGAGAUCUGGUUCCCGGGCACGGAGUAUGAGAUUCAACUCUGUAGACUUUGUCUCGGGGGUAGCUGGCAUAAUUGGGAGUUUGAUCUCUGGGUAUGUCUACCGGAUCGAAGUGAGCGAUGGGCAAACUGGAGUCCUCUUGAUCUUCGUCAGCCUGCUUGUGUGCGGGGCUGGUCUUUUCUACUCAGCCUUCAUCCUAAAUUACCCGGCCAUUGCAGAGAGGGAGGAAGGGAAUCCAGAUUCCUCUGAACGAGGGGAGAUGGAUAGGGGAGCUGUAGCUCUCCUCUUUGCAGCUAUGAUUCUCUUUGUGUUGGGGAUGUCCGGCGCUGAGAAGGUGAUCUGUCUCUUUGUUCUCAAGCCUCCACUCAGCUGGGACUCUGUGUGGGUGGGUUAUGGCCAGGCUGCCACCAACAUGAUGUACCUGACUAGCUUUGCUGGGGUGCUCCUGUUCUCUCGCUGGCUCAGUGAUCCCGCGCUCAUCCUACUUGGAAUUGUCUCGAACUGUACUGGUAUGGCCAUCAUGGCCUUUGCACAGCACAGCUGGGUCUACUUCACAGCUCGGGGGAUCAUGAUGUUUGCCUGCAUUCCUAUGCCCACCAUCCGCUCCCAGCUCUCUAAGCUAAUGGAUGCACAAUCGUAUGGGCACAUCUUCAGCUGGCUCCAGUCCAGCUUGGCAGUGACAGACGUGCUCUCCACCUUCCUCUUCACUGGAGUGUACCCCCUCACCCUGGACUGGUACAGUGGCUUCUGCUUUCUGCUCUCUGCCUUAAUCAGCUACGUCAGCGCUGUGCCCAUCCUACACCUGAACUGCAGAACGGCAAGAUGUCGCUACAGCAGACUCUCUGGAACAGACUCCCCUCACAGCGCCAUCAACACCUAGAUAACCUGAAGAUACACCACCAGCCCCUUCAUUUACAGUGACCAGCUGCUACUGCACAAUAUUGACCCCUGCUGGAAGAGGAUGGGUAAAGCAGCCAGGAAUACAAGGCCACCCUCACCCAAAUUCCAUGGUCUGAAGCACUUCCCUUUAAUAGAAAUGUUGAAAUUGUUUUUAAUAGUGCAAGUAUGUAGCCACCAGGUGGAGCUGUGUGUUAAAAAAUGGAGAGAGUAAGCAAUAUUCCAAAACAACAAAUAUUAAAGAAGUUAACUUAAGUGAUCACUAAACCUUUAAGUAUUGUUUCUAAAUAUGAACAUAAGGGUGUAAAUUCCAGUACUAUAGUUAUAUAUAAUAUUGUAUAGAGUUCUUUUCAAACUAACAUCCAUGCCAAACUGAAAAUUACUGUACAGUGUCUUGAAAUGAGAUGGGGGAGGCUACAGUAUUAGAACAAUAUUAGAACACAAAAGUUUGAGAAUGAGAAAAGGCAAUUUAGCCCAUCAAGCGCACCAUUGUCCCCUACUGGGGGAUCUCAUUUAAAAGCACGGAACCUAGUGUUUUUGGGUUUUUUUUAAUCUUUCCAGUAUUUUAGAUCCUACUACUUCACCUAGUAGGCUAUUCCAUGAAUGUAUAACUCUCUGUGUAAAAAAACUUAUUUACUCAGCUUCCAUGUAUGCCCUCUUGUUCUUCUUUCUGUGCUAAAUGUGAAGUCAUGUCUUGAGUUAACUUAUCUAUACUAUUUAUGAUUUUUAAGACUUCAAUCAAGUCCUCUCUUUCCCUCCUUUUUUUCUAGGCAGAGGUGAUUUCAUUAUUUUAACCAGUCCUCAUGGCUCAUGUCAUUGAGUCCUGCUGCCCUUCUCUGUACCUUCUCGAGUGCAAUGGUGUAUUCUAGGUGAGGUCUAACUGGCGCAUUGUACAAUCUUUUCAAUAAAUAAGACUUUCUUAUUUACAGAAAAUCCUUUGUUGACCUGAAGCAAAGCAGAACUAAUACACUAACAAACAACACAAAAGCAAAGCACAUAUACUUCUUUAAAAGGAGAAAAGUGAGAAUAAUUGUUUGAAAUCCUCUUUGAGCGGUGGUACA
Molecule: messenger RNA, 2747 nt
Organism: Polyodon spathula (Mississippi paddlefish)
Lineage: Eukaryota; Metazoa; Chordata; Actinopteri; Acipenseriformes; Polyodontidae
Product: thymic stromal cotransporter homolog
Exons: 4
Coding region: 383-1669 (428 amino acids)
Biological process (GO): transmembrane transport
Cellular component (GO): membrane
Molecular function (GO): transmembrane transporter activity
Source: RefSeq, a predicted model, not a curated record